Ricinus communis (castor bean) is the source of this 2111-nucleotide messenger RNA. Its product is annotated as zinc finger CCCH domain-containing protein 13. Gene Ontology annotation, molecular function: metal ion binding. The coding region runs from base 688 to 1878 and encodes 396 amino acids. NCBI's taxonomy places the organism in Eukaryota, Viridiplantae, Streptophyta, Magnoliopsida, Malpighiales, Euphorbiaceae. The transcript is spliced from 12 exons. The record is from RefSeq and is a predicted model, not a curated record.
UAAAAAUGGGAGAAGGGAAGCUUUUCAAGACCAGGUUAUGUGCUUUAUAUCAAAAGGGUCACUGUCAUCGCCAUAAUUGCUCCUUUGCUCAUGGAAAUGCUGACCUUCGCCAGUCUUUCGCUUCUUACAAUGGUUUCGUGGAGUUCAAAUUCUUUGAUGAUAUUGAAACGAGUCUGAUUUGGUGAAGCUCUGAAAUAUUAUCUCUUAUAUGCUCAACGAUCUAUAUUUGGUGGAGGCUACUUGUUCAUAUUACAUAUCACUUCUCCUUGAAUGCCAUUGCCAUUGCCAUUGCGAAGGAAUUUCUUAAAUGAAGGGAUCCUGCAGUUUUUGUGGAAGUUAUUUCCUGAUUAUACCAGUUUUCUUUUGUAUGCAAUGUUGGAUUUCCAUUAUUUCUCAAUAUGGCACGAGGGAGAAUUCUCUGGUAUUCGAUUUAUUGCCUGUCUUAUUGCUCAACAAGAAGAUGGAGUAUAUUGACUAUUCUUAUGCCGUUCUACUUUGAUAUUGGAAUGGUACUACCACUGUAAUAUGGUGAGGUACUGUUUCUAUCCAUUAUAUGAGAGGAUAGUUUCAUGGCCCCUUUGGAAAUAACAAGCAGGCACUGUCACUGUUCAUUAUUAUGUUACUCUUUUUGUUCCAUGUGUUGAUAAGCAGGACCGUCGAAGUGGUGAUUUGAGGGAUAAACUUGACAUGAAGUUUUCUCCACGACGUAAGUAUUCUCCAGCAAAAGAUACAAGAGGCCAGCGCCGAUUUCGCGGAUCUAGCCCUUCCAGGUCCCUUGAAAGAAACAGAACUUUCUUUUGCAGUGACAGAAAACGCAGGAGAAAGCCACAUUUUGAUGGCCAAAGUGACUUUUCAGGAAGUUUGAAAAGCUCAGAUGGGGCAGGAGAUCAAGUUAAAAGAAGAAAAAACACAGCUGAUUCUAGAGUUGUUCUUAAGGAGCAGCUAAAAGAAGUGCGCACAGAGAUUAGCAUGCUUGAACAACAAAAAUCUCAAUUAAGGAUCUUGGUGCAAGAGAAAAUUGAAGAAGCAGAUAUUCUUAGUUCCAGAAUUAGGGAGCUUGAUUCUCAAUUGUCCAAAGAGAAAGAGGAAUGUAAAAGGACCAUUUCAAAAAUCAAGAAGUUUGUCAAAGCACAUAAGCAUUAUGUGCAGAUACAAGAGGAACUAAAAAGGUCACAAGGUCGACUUCAGAAGUUGGGAGAUCAGCUUGGCUCUGGCAUCAUUACAACUGGUGGCAAUGAAGAGGAUUCAAGCAUCAAUAUUGUCAGUGAUGGAGAGGCUCCUGGUUCUCAUGCUAUUAGCCCAAGGAAUGAGGUGCAAAAUAAUUCUUCUCCCAGGGAGAACAUUCUGCAUGCUAAAUGUGACAAUGCAGAAGAAUCUAAAAAAGCGAACUCGACAAAUGAUGGAGGAUAUCAUACCAAAACUAUCAGUCUAGGGAAGUCUUUUCAAUUGAAUGCAAAUGCUGCACUGUUGAACAUUAACAAGGAAGUUGUGAUGGCGGACAAUGGGAAUGACAGGGAUCGAUCUAUAGGAAAUGAAGGCAAACAAAAGAGAGGAAAGAGUGUUUAUGCAUGCAUCUCCUCUGCAGAUAAGCUUAAGGGUUCAGAGAUUGGACGUCUGGCACCAUCAACCAGCAUGGCUGCUUUUCAUGCAAUUGAUGAGCUGGUUGAUGUUGAAGUGGAGGAGAGUAUUGAGGUGGUUGAAACUGCUUCACUGCAAAUUCACAAAGGAGCUGCUGCAUAUGAGGUCAAAAAGUUGCCAUUUCUGCUUCCUCUACCUCCACCGCUCCCUCAGAUUACUUAUUCACAGUACAAGGGCAAGGACGAGAACGUGGAUGUGGAAGCACUUGAGGAGGAGAUGGUGGAUGUUGAUACUGUCUGAUACGAUAGUGGUGGCUGUAAAGUAUGUUUUAUUGCAUGUUGAUAUUCUGCAGAUAGAUGGAAUUAGAAAGUGGUGAGCUUCAUGUAUAGAGUUUUGGGUUAAAAUUCCUCUGUUUUGUCCACUACAAGAAAUUGGACAUAAUUCUGAGAUCUGCGUAUUAAGGACUCAAGUUAGCAACUCUUAAUGGACAAAUUCUAAAAUGAAUUAUCAAAUCAUGAAAUUGCAGUUAGGGA